Octodon degus (degu) is the source of this 1095-nucleotide messenger RNA. It is a transcript of the gene Eef1akmt2, whose product is annotated as EEF1A lysine methyltransferase 2. Gene Ontology annotation, biological process: peptidyl-lysine dimethylation; peptidyl-lysine monomethylation. The coding region runs from base 299 to 817 and encodes 172 amino acids. The transcript has 7 exons. The record is from RefSeq and is a predicted model, not a curated record. Gene Ontology annotation, cellular component: cytoplasm. NCBI's taxonomy places the organism in Eukaryota, Metazoa, Chordata, Mammalia, Rodentia, Octodontidae. Gene Ontology annotation, molecular function: protein-lysine N-methyltransferase activity.
CUUGGGGCGUUUAGGAAGGCUCGCAAGGAGAAUCCCGGGAGCCACUUUGCGGAAGCUUGACGGAUUUUCGAGAGAGGGGAUUUGUGGGUUUUAUCUCCGAUGGAUUCUCCCGUAUGAAAACUCUAUGUUUGCACAUUGACGAACACGCUUGUGCAGUUUUGGACUUAGAUCUGGACUUAAGAAACUUGAAUAACUGUCUCUUUGUACUUUUUUUGGUUGGAAUACUGUCUACGAGAGAGAAUUACAAACCUUCCAAGAAUAUGGAGAUACGGGAGAAAUCUGGUUUGGAGAAGAGAGUAUGAAUCGACUAAUAAGGUGGAUGCAGAAGCACAAGAUCCCUUUGGAUGCUUCAGUGCUUGAUAUUGGAACUGGAAACGGUGUUUUCCUGGUUGAACUUGCAAAAUUUGGCUUCUCUGAUAUUACGGGAAUUGAUUAUUCUCCUUCUGCAAUUCAGCUUUCUGGAAGCAUUAUAGAGAAAGAAGGGUUAUCAAACAUUAAAUUGAAGGUAGAAGACUUUUUGAAUCUUUCUACAGAGCUGUCUGGAUUUCAUAUUUGUAUUGACAAAGGGACUUUUGAUGCUGUGAGUCUUAAUCCUGAUAGUGCAAUUGAGAAGAGGAAACAAUAUGUGAAAUCCCUCUCCAUGGUGUUGAAAGUAAAAGGCUUUUUCCUAAUAACCUCGUGUAAUUGGACCAAGGAAGAGUUGCUAAAGGAAUUCAGUGAAGGAUUUGAACUUUUUGAAGAGCUGUCAACACCGACAUUCAGCUUUGGAGGCAAAUCUGGAAACAGUGUAGCAGCGUUGGUUUUCCAGAAAAAGUGAAACUCUUCUUGGACAAAUUCAGGUAGCUUUUUAAAAGAAGCUACACGGCAACAUAAACCUGAUGCAGAAAGUACAGAUGCAAAUAAAAUGCUUAGUGAGUACACAGGGUACACUUAGUGACUCAUUAUGCUGGGAUGGUGAAGAAAAAUCAUGAGUAUGCAAGUGGUUGCUCUUAAGAGAUUGAUGAAGAAUAAUUUUGUUUGCAUUUAUACUUUGAAAUGUAAAUAUUUUUCCUUUUUCCUUUGUUCCCCUUAAAACAGUUUUCUGUAGUUACUAAA